Messenger RNA from Magallana angulata, 2319 nucleotides. RefSeq lists its product as uncharacterized. The coding region runs from base 624 to 2057 and encodes 477 amino acids. Gene Ontology annotation, biological process: sterol biosynthetic process; brassinosteroid biosynthetic process. Gene Ontology annotation, cellular component: endoplasmic reticulum membrane. The record is from RefSeq and is a predicted model, not a curated record. The transcript is spliced from 3 exons. Lineage: Eukaryota; Metazoa; Mollusca; Bivalvia; Ostreida; Ostreidae. Gene Ontology annotation, molecular function: oxidoreductase activity, acting on the CH-CH group of donors, NAD or NADP as acceptor.
UGUAUUAUUUGUAAUAAAAAUAGCUGGUUAAUCUAAUAAACGAAUAGUCGGUAUUUAUUCUUUUGAGUAGCUCGAUAUUCGUGGAAUGGGCCUGUGUGUUAUAAUCAAAAUCGACCAUAUGAUAUAAUGGGACUAUUUAUACAUGUAUAUGCACUGCACGCGCGGGUAAAGUAUAGACUCCCCUCUCUCUCUCCCUCCUUUAGUCCGCCCUGACAUUGUCGCUUGAAAACAAUCGAUUGAAAGACUGAAACAGAUGCGAAUUACAUUAAGGGGAACAUUUGUAAUAAAAAAUACAGCAUAUUAUAAUUGCAUGUAAUCGAGUUCUGCGUAAUAUCUUUUAUGGUGAUAACGUACCAUACAUGUAUAUGGUUCAAUACUCAUCUGCUGGACAAUAUUCCCAUUCUAAUGGAUUUCUUUUUGCAGACGAUACCAUAGUCAACAUAUAGUCUAACUGUGUGUAUAUAGUUGUGUAGACACGUGCGCAUUUUUCACGUCUCGGAGGUUGCAGAUGACCUUCGACCUUUCUAUCGUAUGAUGAAUCAGAGUGUAAAUCAAUAUACUUGGGUGACUACAUGAGACGCACGAAUUUGUGAGAUAAUUAGAGAGAACACCAAAAAGGAAGGAUGUCGUCUGCUCGCAUUCGGAACGGAUCGGCGAAAAUGGAGCAAUCUAACGGGCAAGAUGUUUUUGCUCACGGAUUUCAUGGAUAUAAGGAAGGUUAUGAACAGUUGGAGAAGAUAGGGCUGAUGAAGCGAGUCAAGGGGCUCUGGAACAAGACGGUUUUUCCGUUGUUUCUGAUGAUUUUGACUCCUCACGUCGCGCUUAUCAUGUGGUACGUUUCCGUGCAUUGUGAAGGGAGCUACUCGGUAUUCCUCGGUCAUUUUGCAGGAAAACCGUUCUAUACGUCAAUAAUAGAAUUAUGGGCAACCAUGAGACCACCAAGCCAGUUUAGCGUGCUGGUCCUCUUUGGAUUCAGCGUUUGGUCUGUUAUCCUGAUGAAGCUAUUACCGGGGAAAAUUAUCAAAGGACCUUUGACACCGAAAGGAAAUAUACCAGUUUAUGUUGAUAAUGGGUUUCUCAACUAUAUCGUUACUAUGGCAACCUUUUCCAUCAUUACCGUUUUGCUCAAAUUACAGGGGCUUUCGCCAUCAGUGAUAUACGAUCGAUUUGAUGAAUUCAUAGCUACACUUCAAAUCUUCAGUCCGCUUUUCUGCGUCCUUCUCUAUCUAAAGGGUCGAUACUGGCCCUCUACCACAGACAAUGGGGUGUCGGGAAACUUCAUUUUUGACUUUUAUUGGGGAACUGAAUUGUAUCCGCGAAUAUUUGGCAUUGACAUUAAAGUUUUCACAAAUUGUCGGUUUGGCAUGACCGUUUGGGCUUUACUUGUGUGCAUACAUGCCUUGAAAAGUUUCGAACUUUAUGGCUUCGUGGACAGUAUGUUUGUUUCAGCAGUACUGCAAUUGAUCUACAUAACAAAAUUCUUCUGGUGGGAAGGGGGUUACAUGAGCACCAUCGACAUCAUGGUCGACAGGGCUGGCUAUUACAUCUGUUGGGGCUGUCUUGUGUACGUACCCACAUUUUACGCGUCAGUGAGCAUGUAUCUUGUGCAGCAGCCCGUGCAUUUGGGAAUCACGUGGUCGUCGCUCAUCCUUUUGACGGGCAUUCUCUGUAUAGCUGUCAAUUACUUAGCCGACCUUCAAAAACAGGAAGUCAGGGGGACUGGCGGCAAAUGUCUAGUCUGGGGAAAGAGACCAAACAUCAUCCGUGCCAAGUAUCAGCUCGAAAAUGGCAAAGAAAAAGAGAGCAUCCUGCUAGCCUCUGGCUGGUGGGGUCUCGCUAGGCAUUUUAAUUACUUGGCAGAGAUCAUGCUUGCUUUGUGCUGGACUGUCCCAUCCUUGUUUGUCAACAUCAUGCCUUAUUCUUACGUCAUAUUCCUCACCUUCUUGUUGAUACACCGCAGUUACCGUGACGAUGACAAGUGUGGCGACAAAUAUGGCAGUUUCUGGGUUGAAUACUGCCAGAUGGUACCGCAUAGGAUCGUCCCUCUUCUGUUCUAGCCGUGAUCUGUUUCGUAUUCUGUGAAUCUUUGCGUUUUUUUUAUUUGCUUGCAUGUUUUAAUUUGAUUGUAUGCAUUAAAAACCGUACACAAGACAGAACCAUUCACAAUGUUUGAGCUUGUGUGUAUGUGUUCAUGUUCUUACGCUGCGGGUGGUUCAGGUACUAGCAUUUAGAGACACAAACAUGUUAUUUGUUGUUUUACUAAAUAUUUAUUUAGCAUACUCUUGUAAUGGGAUUUUAUAUAAAGACAUUUUUAAAAAA